AUGAUCUCUACUCUGCCCCAAGAAUUGGUAGAAGAGAUACUGUCUAGGGUUCCGGUCACAUCUCUGAGGAGCCUACGAUCAACGUGCAAAGGAUGGUUCCAUCAAGCUUUAUUCAAAGAUCCAAGAUUCAUCAAGAAGCACUUUGAUAAAACAAGGCAGUAUCAUGCUCUCAUGCUGAAUCACAAGGUAUGUUCAGUGAUAUCCAUCCACGGAGCUAACUGCGACGCUGAGACAAUAUUUGGUGUAGAUGGACUUACCGUAGUUGAUCUCCAUGAUAAUGUAACCAAAGCCUUUCAUCAUUGUGAUGGCUUGUUGCUAUGCACCCACCCCAAGUCAAACAUGCUUGUGGUUAGGAACCCGUUUUCAGGGAAAACCAGAUGGAUUCAACAGCAGAAGCCUUAUUACAAUAGCGCCUAUGCUAUGGGAUACGACAAGAACGAACUGUGCCAUAACUACAAAAUCUUGAGGCUUCCGUGUUACUACGACCACGGGAAACCUGAAUCAUGGAAGAAACUUGAUGUCACGACUCUAGAAGGCGACUUAAGAUUGGAAAUCUAUGAGUUUGGCUCUAACUCAUGGAGGAGUCUUGAUGCCGUCACAACCCAAGCCUUCUUACAACCUUGUGGGGUGUCUCUAAAAGGGGAUACUUAUUGGCUGUCGUCUAAUCAUAAAGUGUUUGACUACUCACUUCUCAGUUUUGAUUUUUCAAAAGAAAGCUUGCAACGUCUGUGUGUUCCUAGCUCUCUUUAUGAACCAUGUGAUUCUGAUACUAUGGCUCUCUCGGUCGUUAGAGAAGAACAUCUUUUGUUGUUAUAUCAGAGUAAAAAGACACUGCUGGUGGAAAUAUGGAUAACCGAUGAGAUUGAGACCACGUUUGCGUCGUGGUGCAUGUUCUUAAUAGUGGAUUUAAAACCUCAUGUCCAUUUUAUUUGGAAUCCUAUGAGUUUCUUUAUCACUGACAUGGAGAAGGAAGUUGUUUUGUGUUGUCAUGGAUUCAGAGAUGUUAGUAAUCGCUUCUGCGUGUUACGGAUGGUUCCUAGUGGCAUAUCACGUUGGUAUUUGCCAACUCGCGCCUGGCAUGUUCCAACAUUGUUCGGUUAUGUUCCAGCAGAGUUAGCAUAGUAAUUCCCUUUGUCAUGUCCUUUCAAUUAUGGAUCAAAAUCUUGUCUUUUUUCAUGUUUCCAAGAUAAUAAAAGAUUUAUUGAUUAAAAGUGUAGUUUUGGCACUUAAGAAAAUAAUUUAAAUUUAUUUAUAUUUUAUUACUUACACAUUUUAACCAAUACUAUUUGAGAUAAAUAAAAUUAUUUACAAGAUCAAACAUUUGU
Molecule: messenger RNA, 1325 nt
Organism: Raphanus sativus (radish)
Lineage: Eukaryota; Viridiplantae; Streptophyta; Magnoliopsida; Brassicales; Brassicaceae
Product: putative F-box protein At3g17560
Exons: 1
Coding region: 1-1122 (373 amino acids)
Molecular function (GO): protein binding
Source: RefSeq, a predicted model, not a curated record